AAUCAUACUAUUUUUUUCUAAAUAUUUCUAUUUUUUCAAUUUUCUAGAUGAAGAGCAAAGUUUUGAGUGACAUGGCAAGUCCUGGAAGUGACCUUAAACUGCUUUUUGCAACGGAAGCAUUUAGUAUGGGUACAGAUUCACCAAAUGUUAGAAGGGUUAUUCAUGCUGGAGUUCCAAAAACACUAGAAAUAUACAUACAAGAAAUAGGCAGAGCUGGAAGAGAUGGUAAAUCAUCAACAGCUAUUUUGUACUAUAACAAAUCUGAUAUUUCACAAGCUGUUCCUGGUAUGACAGAUGGAAUGAGAGAUUAUUGCAAUUCAAAAACUUGUCGACGUGCCUAUUUAUGUGAACAUUUUGGUUGUGAAUUCAGUGAAAUGAAUUUCAAGCAUGAAUGUUGUGAUUUAUGUGAAAUGGAAUGCACAUGUAAUCAGUGUUCUGAAACAAAAAGUGAAAUUCCAAGUGAAAUGGAACAAACAGACAAUAUCAUUGAUGUGCCACAAUCUGCUACUGAUGUUGGUUUAAAAAGUUCAAUAUUAGCAACUGUUAUCGACUAUUUUGAAUCAGAAAACGAAUGUCUUAACAUGCCAAAUGCAGCAAUUUAUACAGGUCUCACCAAAGAGCUUGCAAACUUGAUAUCUGAGAACUAUCAAGCCUACCUUUCUGGUACCAUUAUACUAGAACAAUAUCCUAAAAUUGGUCCAGAAAUUGCAGAAAACAUUUCAAUCAUUGUUCAAAGUAUUGUGCUAAACAAUUCAUAUUAUUAAAAUCUUAAUUAAUCAUCAUUAUUUAUUAUUGUAUUUUUGCAGACCAGCAGUUGUACAUGUAUAGAUAUGGUUUUAGGCUUAACCAAUUUGAUUUGUACUUUUUUAAUUCAUGCACUAAUGCUGGGGAAAAAAAACCAUUAAGGUGAUCAAAAGUAUUUUUUCUGCAUUUAAUAAAGAAAUGUCAAGUCAUAGUAUAAAGAAUGGAACUGGGGAAUGUGUCAAAGAGACAUCAACCUAACCAAAAUAUACAAAUUCAACCGAAUGCUAUCAAUGUGACUUAAGUUUAUUCUUAUGAAUCUUGUGUCAUACAAUGUAAAAUGCAUGUUUAAAGACUUUGAAAGUGAUGCCGCAAUGUCUUGAUCUUUAUUCCAUACAACUAUAGGAGCCAAAAAGAAUAUUUGAAUUGUAAUUGAAAGUAUAGCAUAUAUAUAUAGCUGCAGUGCGGAAACAUGCCCCAAAACACCACACUGAGGAAUAAACCUUAUUUAUUAAGAUAACUUUUUAGAAAAAAAUGAUUUGAAAAAGAGAGGAUCUUGGAUAAACAAAACAAAUUUUAUCACAUUUUAAAAAACAUAUAGAUCGAUUCUUUAUAUCUAUAUAUACAUUACAUGCAUAUUGGUAACACAUUAAACAAAAUGCUCCGCUGGGGCGCAGCUUGAUACGACUGCAGAGGUCGAACCCUGAACAGUUGGGGCAAGUAUGGACACAACAUUCAAGCUUCAUACAGCACUGAAUUUGGAUUGUAAUUAAAUAUUUGACACAGCAUAGGUUUCUGAUACAGAAUGAAUGUGGUCUAAGAACUUAAAAAUUUUUAAUUUACCUAUUCAAACCAUAUCAUUAUUAUUUGCUUUUAUAUAUAAAUCAGAAAUAACCAAUUUAAAAUGGAAAAUUUUAAAGAAAAAAAAAAGGAAACAACC
This is a messenger RNA of Mytilus californianus (California mussel), 1681 nucleotides long. RefSeq names its product putative ATP-dependent DNA helicase Q1. NCBI's taxonomy places the organism in Eukaryota, Metazoa, Mollusca, Bivalvia, Mytilida, Mytilidae. The coding region runs from base 48 to 764 and encodes 238 amino acids. Gene Ontology annotation, cellular component: chromosome; cytoplasm; nucleus. Gene Ontology annotation, biological process: double-strand break repair via homologous recombination. The transcript is spliced from 2 exons. Gene Ontology annotation, molecular function: 3'-5' DNA helicase activity; four-way junction helicase activity. The record is from RefSeq and is a predicted model, not a curated record.